This is a messenger RNA of Dentiscutata heterogama, 217 nucleotides long. The record is from the annotation of a GenBank genome assembly. Lineage: Eukaryota; Fungi; Glomeromycota; Glomeromycetes; Diversisporales; Gigasporaceae.
AUGGUUCUUCUUCCUCGACCUCUAUUGGCAAGUGCGAAUAAAGGAAGACCGCCACAGUGGGAAUGGCUCGAGUACUUAGGAGACAGUGUUCUCGAGCACUGUCUCUUAAAAAUUGCCCGAGGUAGAUACCUUCUCGAUUAUCCUGUAGAAGUAAUUGAGAAGGCCGUUAAGGCAAUGGCUACCAAUAAGAUUUUGGCAGCCUAUGCCAUAACGCUCG